Molecule: messenger RNA, 1802 nt
Organism: Myripristis murdjan (pinecone soldierfish)
Lineage: Eukaryota; Metazoa; Chordata; Actinopteri; Holocentriformes; Holocentridae
Gene: gale
Product: UDP-galactose-4-epimerase
Exons: 11
Coding region: 209-1261 (350 amino acids)
Biological process (GO): beta-D-galactose catabolic process via UDP-galactose, Leloir pathway
Cellular component (GO): cytosol
Molecular function (GO): UDP-glucose 4-epimerase activity
Source: RefSeq, a predicted model, not a curated record
AAUCGCUCGCUUUACACUCCGUUCCACGUCUAACAGGAAGUAAUGUAACCAAAAAAAUGUCAAAUCGAGACAGGGGAAAGCCUCAUUAAUGGAAGUGAUAUCUACUACGUCUUGCUUCCUUAGGCUCACAUUCCCUGCGUCUCCCGGCCGGACUCCUCAGGUGUGUCUCUGAACCGGACAGCCUUUACCGCGCGCACAGGUCCUGAAAAUGGCAGAGAAGGUCCUGGUUACAGGUGGGGGCGGCUACAUCGGCAGUCACUGUGUGGUGGAGCUCAUUGAGGCAGGUUACUACCCUGUCGUCAUUGAUAACUUCAGCAAUGCGGUACGAGGAGAAGGAGAUGUGCCAGAGAGCAUCCGCAGGAUAGAGAAGUUUCUGGACACCAACAUUGAGUUCCAUGAACUAGACCUACUGGACCGUCCCGGCUUGGAGAAAAUCUUCAAAAAGCAUUCAUUCAGUGCUGUGAUGCACUUUGCUGGUCUGAAGGCUGUUGGGGAGUCAGUGGAGCAGCCGCUACGCUACUACAGGGUCAACAUCACCGGCGCCAUGAACCUGCUGGAGGUGAUGCAGGCUCAUGGGGUGCACAAUCUGGUCUUCAGCAGCUCUGCGACAGUGUAUGGAGACCCUCAGCGUCUGCCCAUAGACGAACAGCACCCCGUGGGCGGCUGCACCAACCCCUACGGCAAGACCAAAUACUUCAUCGAGGAGAUGAUUGUGGACCAAUGUAAGGCAGAGAAGGACUGGAAUGCAGUGCUGCUGCGUUAUUUCAACCCAAUUGGAGCUCAUUCCUCUGGCCUCAUCGGAGAGGACCCUCAAGGCAUCCCCAACAACUUGCUGCCAUAUGUUGCCCAGGUUGCCAUCGGGAGAAGAAAGUUCCUCAGUGUAUUUGGGAACGACUAUGACACAGUUGAUGGGACAGGCGUGAGAGAUUAUAUCCAUGUUGUGGAUCUUGCAAAGGGACAUAUAGCAGCUCUCAAGAAGCUGAAGGACAACUGCGGUUGUAAGGUAUACAACCUGGGAACAGGGACGGGCUAUUCUGUGCUCCAGAUGGUAAAAGCCAUGGAGAAAGCCUCAGGGAAAAAGAUCUCCUACCAGAUCGCCCCUCGGAGGGGAGGAGAUGUAGCGUCCUGCUAUGCUGACCCGAGCUUGGCUGAGAAGGAGCUGGGCUGGAAGGCCAGCUUCGACCUUGAGAGAAUGUGUCAGGACCUGUGGCGCUGGCAGUCCAUGAACCCCACCGGAUUUUCCAACGGCACAGCCUCUUGAUGUAACUCCAGCCUCUUUGUUUACAUCAACUCAGUCACUGGGCCAAAGCAAACCAUAAAUUUCCUCUUUUUUUGUACAUCACAUCGACACAUGAAGAGACCUCAAGACAAGCUGAAUGCUUUUUGAUUCACCAUAUAUAUAUAUAUUAUAUUUUAUGAAGUUACAUUCACUGAGAUUGGAAUGCAGACCAUGGAGCAUCCCGCAUAAUAAAAUUACAUUUAAUAUGAACAUGAUUUGCAGACCAGCAGACUUGUGAAAUGAGAACCAUGAGGACUCCCAUUGAAAUUAUUUCUAUAUUUGACAUAAUUGUAUGUUUAAUUCUAUGUGUGCCUCAUUCCGAUCUUAGUGAAUGCAGUUUACUGUUUUAAUUCUGUGCUGAUUGUUUUCUCAUCCUCAAAUUACUACGUACGUUAAAAUGUCUUGUCUCUCUGUCUUCUCUGUCCUGUCAUUUGAGUGUUGGCAAUGGGUGUUUUCUCUAAUUAUGUAUUGCUCCGUGAGCCUUAACAAUGAGAAUAAAUUAAUUUUCUUACUGAAGAUAUGG